AAACUAGGUCAACGCAAGCAUGUCGGUCUCGGAGAAACCAAAUCCUAACAACCCCGUUGUUUUCUUUGAUAUAACUGUCGGAAAUACGGAAAUUGGACGCGUUAAAUUUGAGCUGUUUGCUGAUGUUGUCCCCAAGACGGCUGAAAAUUUCAGGCAGCUCUGUACAGGAGAGUAUAGAAGGGAUGGAGUCCCCAUAGGAUAUAAAGGCUGCUCAUUUCACAGAGUAAUCAAAGAUUUCAUGGUGCAAGGAGGAGACUUCGUAAAUGGAGAUGGAACGGGUGUAUGUAGCAUCUAUGGCAGCUCAUUUGCAGAUGAAAACUUCAAAUUAAAACAUGUAGGGGCAGGUUAUUUAUCAAUGGCAAACAGUGGCACAGACACCAAUGGCUGUCAGUUUUUUAUCACCUGUACCAAGUGUGACUUUUUGGAUGGAAAACAUGUUGUAUUUGGUAGAAUAAUUGAUGGACUUCUUGUACUAAGAAAGAUAGAGAAUGUCCCCACGGGACCAAACAACAAGCCUAAAAUUCCAGUUCAAAUUUCUCAAUGUGGAGAAAUGUGAGGGAGUUACAAGAGACAGUGGAGUGUUUUAAUUAGAUCAGUGACCCAUAUACAGAUCUUUGUAGGUCAGUGACCCAUAUAGAUGUAUAUCUAGGUCAUUGUGAAGGCCGGUCAUUCCCAGAAAGGGGUGACUAUUCACAGCUUGGGACAGAGCUGAGUAAAUUCAUUUCAGCAUCAGCAGGCAAUUGACUCAGAGCUGUAAAAUGUGAAAUGGACAGUAGUUGCAGAAAUACCGUAGCUUCAAGUGUCAAAACUAAAAGGUAGCUAUGGACUCUGCAGGAGUUAGCUGGAUUUAAUGCAAUGUGAAUUAGAUGAGACAGUGAUGGAAGCAUUCAAUGACUGUGGAACCUUAUUAGAAAUUUUAUAGAAAAUAAAA
Lingula anatina is the source of this 931-nucleotide messenger RNA. RefSeq names its product peptidyl-prolyl cis-trans isomerase H-like. The record is from RefSeq and is a predicted model, not a curated record. Gene Ontology annotation, biological process: protein peptidyl-prolyl isomerization; protein folding. Gene Ontology annotation, molecular function: peptidyl-prolyl cis-trans isomerase activity; cyclosporin A binding. NCBI's taxonomy places the organism in Eukaryota, Metazoa, Brachiopoda, Lingulata, Lingulida, Lingulidae. Gene Ontology annotation, cellular component: intracellular membrane-bounded organelle; cytoplasm.